CUUUGAUUUAAACGUCAUAGGGUUUGAAGUUUGAUUUCAUUAGGUCCUCAGCAUAGUUAAUACCUACACAUAAUAUUUAAAAUAAUCAGCCUUUAAAAAAGCUUUUAUUGUAGUAAAACGAAAAAAAUAUAACUAAUAUUAGUUAUGUUGUAGAUCCAGUCAUCAUCAUUAAGGUUGUAAAAAAAAUUUACAUCCCAAAAACGAUUCUUAUUAGGUAUUGCAAUGGAUAUCGAACCCGCAGCCAAAGAACACCGCGAUUUUGAAAUGGACAAACCAUCGAAAUUCGGCUUAAAACUUCCCUUAGAUCAUGAAUUUCCCCUGAAGAGCAAGCAGAUUAUAAUUCCAAGACCAAAACAAAUACUGGACAUGAUACCGCUUUCAGUCAGGUAUUUCAAGUAUUGUUUGAGCAAAAAACUGCGUAAAAGGCGUCCAAUAAUGGAUUAUUUCCAAAUGAUUUCAGCACAGCGAAUGUACGGAUGUCCCAUUGGUGGAAUUGGAGGUGGAACCAUAGGGAGGGGUUUUAAAGGGGAAUUUUGUCGUUUUCAACUACAUCCUGGUAUAUAUGAAUAUGUCACUGUCCCAGAAUGCCAGUUUAUUGUAAACAUAAGGAAUGCUAACAAUGAGACAAUAUUCCAAUCAGUUCUUUCCACCUACAGCAAACCAAAGAAAGCCCCGGCAUCUUGGGAAUGGAACCUUGAUGGUGCAAAAUGUGAAUACACAGCACUGUAUCCGAGGGCAUGGACAACAUAUGAUCUGUCAAAAUAUGGUGUGAAACUUGUGUGUAGACAAAUAUCACCAGUAAUACCUCAUAACUAUAAGGACAGCAGUUUGCCGUGUGCCGUUUUUGUUUUCACCGCGACUAACACCACCGAUGAGCGCAGAGACGUGAGCAUCAGUUUCACUUGGACCGAAGUACUGGGAUGUUCGAAUAAGAAGAAGUCAUUAGAUAAAAUCGAUUUGGAAAGGUAUUCUGAGGACUAUACGUGCGGAGUUUCGUUAGAGCAAAGAAUCGGCGAAAGCUUAUGUACGUUUACGAUAGCGAAAAAGAAAGUCGAUGACGAAACGAUCCACCAGGGCUAUUGCCUGUGGAACGCGGCGAAGACUUCCAACUACGUUUGGGAAUGCAUAAAGAAAGAUGGGAAGCUAACUCCGGAUCCAAACUUAACUCCACCGCCGCCCAAACUUCCCGACAAAGACGCACAAAAGAAAAAGAAAGACAAAGAAAAAAAGAAACUGUAUAAAUGUGAUUCAGUCGCCCUGUCCAGCGUCAUAUCGUUAGAUCCAGGGGGAGUUAGUUCAACGGAGUUUUGUCUGGCCUGGGAUAUGCCUGUAGUUAAAUAUAGAAACGACAAAAAAAUUCACAGAAGAUUUUACACGAAAUAUUUUGGUAGUGACGGCAUAGCCGGUGCGAGCAUAGCUGCCUACGCUCUAAAGCAUUACAAAAAUUGGGAAAAACAGCUUCUUGAAUGGCAGGAGCCAAUUUUAACUAAUUACAAUAUACCAGACUGGUUGAAAAGUGCCUUAAUGAACGAGCUUUAUUUUGUCGCCGAUGGCGGAACGAUUUGGUUUGAUGCAAGCGACGAAUUUCCAGAAACGGAUCCUAGGCAUGAAUUCGGCUUAUUUGGAUAUUUAGAAGGACAUGAGUAUAAAAUGUACAAUACAUAUGACGUCCAUUUUUACGCGUCUUUUGCUCUAGCGCAGCUGUGGCCAAAUUUACAGGUGGCGCUGCAGUAUAUGUUUCGCGAUACUAUAGGUCUUGAAAGUGAAAAAAGUAGAAAGUCAUUAUAUGACGGUAAAGUAGUGAAAUUCAAGAUCAAAGAUUCCGUACCUCACGACCUAGGCGAUCCAGAUGGAAAGCCGUUUGUGAAUAUAAAUUCUUACAAUAUCCACGAUGUCAGCGAUUGGAAGGAUCUCAAUUUGAAGUUUAUCCUUCAAGUGAUACGGGACUAUAGAGUCUUACGUGCCUACGCUGCUCCCUUCACCGAUGACAAGUUGUACAGGUCCAUGCCGUUCAUAGACGACGUGAGGGAGGGAACCGAGGACGACCUGUACUCUCGCGCCACGGGACAGUGCGACGAGUCCGCGCGUCCCGCCCCCGCGCCGUCCCCCCCGCCGCCCCCCGCCGCGACGCCGCAGGAUCGCGCGCCGCGUGACGUCGCCGACAUCCUCGAGCUGCUGUACAGAAGCGGCGAGGAGGAGGUCGGCGCCGGCGAGAGCGUCGCGGAGCCGCGCGACCCCCCCGCCAACGUGUGGCAGGACAGUCGCUACCUCGCCGACAUGUACCCCGCCUGCGUCUCGCUGCUGCGCCGCGCCGCCGCCUGGGACCGCGACGGCGACGGACUCAUCGAGAACGACGGCUUCCCCGACCAGACCUACGACAUAUGGGUGAUGACGGGACCCAGCGCGUACUGCGGCGGGCUGUGGGUGGCGGCGCUGGGCGCGGUGCGGACCAUGGCGCAGAUCCUCGGCCGCGAGGACGACGAGCGCGAGUUCGCCGAGCGCCUGCAGAGGGCGCAGGCCGCGUACCAAGAGAAGCUCUGGGUCGGCUCCUACUACCGGUUCGACACCAAACCGGCCAACGAAAAAGUGAUAAUGGCGGAUCAAUUGGCGGGACACUGGUUCCUGCGGGCGUCCGGAUGGACCGAAGCGGUGUUCCCGCAAGCGAAUGUGCGAAAAGCACUGAAAACAAUUUUCGACAAUAACGUGAUGAAGUUCAAAGGGGGCAAAAUGGGCGCCGUGAACGGAUUUGUGGCCGAAGGGAAGGGGCACGUGCACACCGUCGCGCUGCAGAGCGAGGAGGUCUGGAUCGGAGUCACGUACGGCCUGGCCUCGCUCAUGGUCUACGAAGAUAUGCACGACGAAGCGUUCGUGACUGCGGGUGGUCUGUACCACACGCUGACGCAGAUGGGUCUGUCGUUCGAGACCCCGGAGGCGCUGUACGAGAACGGCAACCACCGCUCCAUCGCGUACAUGCGCCCGCUGGCGGUCUGGGCGCUGCACCAGGCGCUGCUGGCGCGCCCGCCCCCCCGCCUCCCCGCUGCCGCCGCCCCGCCGCCGCCGCAUCAACGCGCACACAACAACACGCAAUUAUAACAUCAUCUCAAAACCAGCGCCUGUUUGACCAGAAAACGGUUAUCAGCUAAGUUAAGAAUACCCGUAGACUCAUUUUUUAGUCGUGGAACCGUUCCUAUAGAAUUUGACUGUACUUCUUGGUUCAGAGCCUUGACCUCACGGCUGUCUCUCUCUAAAUUUGUGUGGUUCAAAAUGAAUCGACCGUUAUGAUAAUUAAAGUGUGGUGGUAAACCCUUACAACCUUCGAAGAUAAUAAAAAGAACGAUUAGUAACAAAUUAUUUAUUUUCAAGACUCGGACAAGUCUCGCACUUGCAAGAACGAUCCGCAUGAACUUAUUUUUGUUUUGGGGAAUUUGAUCACCUUAUUAUGUUCUCAACACGUUUUGUUAAAUGUAAAAAUUUGUUAUUACAAUGUUUUGGCAACAGACAAACAGCGGACUCUGUUCAUGAACUCAGUGGCAGAAUAAUUAAAAGUGCUCCGAUAAAAUAAACAAUUGGAAAAUAUAUUGGUAAAUACAACUCACUGAUUCUUAUUGUGCUGGAUCGAUCUAUGAGCUGGACUACCUUGUAACUUAUUUAAAUAAUAGUACAAAUUCGAAGAUGACACCUUGUAGCUAUAUAAUUAGAUACCGUAGAUUGGGGGAACCGGGACCCUUUCCAAUUCCAACACAAAUUUUCAAUAGUCUAUCUUAGGUUAAUACCAAUAAAAUUGAGAUUAAAAUGGUUUCAGAGGCUUAAAUUAUUAUAUAAGAUGCAUUAUUAUACAUAGUUCAUUCAUAUACACAAAAACUAAAAAAAAUAGCUUGACCCGAUUCACCUUGGCUUUGGGGUGAAUCAGGUUACGUAUGGGGACAAUAGAGUUUUUCGAUAGGGCUGGCACUAUUUAGUUGUUAGGUAGGUACCUAAAUUUAGGUAAUUAACUUUUUAAUAUAUUUUAUGAGUUACAAAGUUUUGAUGACUAAAUUAAACUCUAUAAUAUUCUUAAACCCCAAAUCAAAGUCGUUUUCAGUGCAACAAAGUUAAAAUUCUAACAACCCAACAAAAGUAUUGUGACAUCCCAGAUUUGUCCCUAUUCGAACUGUAGUCUCUAUUCCUCCCAAUCUUUUUUUUUUAUGAUUGAAGGAUUACUGGUGGCCCGGAGGCCUUUCCAGUAUCACCAGGACAGGUGGGCGAGCAAAGGCUCAGCCAACCCUCCUCCCAAUCUAUUGUAUGUAUGUAUGUUUGUCUGUUUCCAAUAAUAAUGCAACUUUUAUAACAUUUUAUAAUAUUGUGAUAAAUUUAAAAUCAUGCAAUAACUUAAGAAAAUUGAUUGAUUAUUUCAAAAUCAUCAUUUCUCAAUUAUCAUUUCUCCAACGCCAGUCAGUCGUACAAUUGUAUAGUUAUAGGCGUAAAGUGCAAAGUCGUCUUGUGUUUAAUGAUAUUCAAUUAUCGAAUCGGUUAUUCGAAUCUUAUUUCUAUCUUCCAAUCGUUCCGUUCGUAUAUUUCGUUCUUUUUUUCCCCUACCUAUUCGUUGGUAGCCUAAGGGGCUAUUACAGUUAUGCCCGAAAGGGUAGGUGAGCUCGCGAGCUCAGCCUUAAUAGAAUUAGCUUCUGGUUUAAAUAUGUAAUAACGGUGGUUUAUUAACUUCAACGAAACUUCUCGGCAUCCUACAAAAUAGGUCCACUGAAAAAGUCUCAGUAAAUGACCACAAUUUUACUGAGAUUAUUAGGGAGAAAUUUCAUCCAUAUCAUCUCAUCUUAUUUCAUUUAAUUUCACUCCAUAAUAUAAUUUUUCAUAAAAAUAAGAAUAUAAAUUAAAAUAAGACUUGAUCUAAAUGUCUUAGUUACCAAGUCAUAAAAUCCCCUAAAAAAAGCCUUGAGAGGCUAUAUCAUAGUUACCCUAGCGUGUAGGUGAGCUCUCGGGGCUCAAACCGGAGGUGUUGCUAGCACUGGCCCUAGCAAGGGCAGUGCUGGGCACUAUCUACCACCGGAUUGGAAUCGCAACCCACUGAGAAGAUUCGGCAAGAAAAUCAGUGAGCUGUGCCUAUGGGCAAGUUAACGUACUUUCAAAACGAUUGCUAAGACAACCGUUUCGGGAAUUAAUUGAAAAAAAAAGCGGUUUGUUUUUUUUUUCAAAAAUUCUGACUAUUUACUACUUAGUCUCUUUCUUGGACUGAUAAAAAAAUAAUUUACAAUAUUAUCAGUAGUUUGUGAGUUUAUACUUUUGAUAUUGUUUUAGAUUGUGUAGGAGUUUUAUGAUGUAAAACGUAUUAAUCGACACAGACUAUAACAAUGUUGAUUUCAUUUUUUGAAAUCAAGCAAAUCGAAUGUCCGUAUUAAAAAUUACAUCCUAAAACUAGCAAGGUUAAUUUUUUUUUUUAAAUAAAAUAAAAGUGACAUGAAUUUAUAACAAUGCAGAAGUAUUUUCGAUCUUACCGGGUAACACGAAACAACGGAAUUUCGACUCGAGUCGAGUUCGAGAGAGUAUUAAUGUUUUUACUUACAUCAUGUAUUGUUUAAAUUAAAACUGAAUAAAGAAUUGGUGCAUUCUUUGGUGGUACUUUAUAUAAUGCAGUCGCCAUGUCUGUCUUUUAAGACAGGUUAAAAUAUUCUUUAGACAUUUAGAUGGACGUACGAAUCGUAAUAAAGUCCCUGACAAAACUGUAAACAGUAUUUUAAAUAUUAAAUAAAACAGGUACUGAUUUUAAAUUUUUUAUUAGUUACCAACUUGUUUUAUAGAUUUUUUAAAUUUUAUGUUGUAUUUUAAUUUUAUGAAAAUUGUUGUAAUUUAAUCUAUUUGUUUACCGAUGUAUUGAUUUCAAAUCAAUUUGUACACGUUAUUAUGAAAAGUCACGUCUGUGUCUGCUUUAAACGUGUUCAUUUUUUAAAUUGAUUAAUAAAUUUAAUUUAUUAAAAUAUUACAUUAAACCAAGUACCAUAACUAAGUAGAAAGAAAAAAAAAAAUUGUAGGUUAUACCUAUUGUUUGUUUUUUCUAUUUAAAUCAUGACACAGUCGUUACUUAUACAAAUCAUUUGUGUUAUUUAAAAUCGGAUAGUUGCCAAAUAAAUUGUUUUUUUUGUACA
This is a messenger RNA of Bombyx mori (domestic silkworm), 6134 nucleotides long. RefSeq names its product non-lysosomal glucosylceramidase. Gene Ontology annotation, biological process: glucosylceramide catabolic process; carbohydrate metabolic process. The record is from RefSeq and is a predicted model, not a curated record. The transcript has 16 exons. Gene Ontology annotation, cellular component: membrane. Bases 223 to 3093 code for a protein of 956 amino acids. Gene Ontology annotation, molecular function: glucosylceramidase activity; beta-glucosidase activity. Lineage: Eukaryota; Metazoa; Arthropoda; Insecta; Lepidoptera; Bombycidae.